Penicillium lagena is the source of this 210-nucleotide messenger RNA. RefSeq lists its product as uncharacterized. Lineage: Eukaryota; Fungi; Ascomycota; Eurotiomycetes; Eurotiales; Aspergillaceae. The transcript has a single exon. The record is from RefSeq and is a predicted model, not a curated record. The coding region runs from base 1 to 210 and encodes 69 amino acids.
AUGGCUAGCUUGAGGCAACAGUGGAACGGGCUGUAUCGACGUCAUUGCACAGCACAGCACAAAAUAUUUAUGCUACGAUGUACUAACCUGACCCAUCUCACCUCCGAGCGCAAUAUCAACACCCCUCCCAAACAUCCCACCGCAGCCAUGACCUCCUCAACGCCUACUUCGACAGCUACAACGCCCAUAAUCACCAAGGAAACACGCUGA